UGGGAAGCUACUGUCAACAGCAGCUCCUCGGACGAGCUAUCACAUGACAGCAGCUCUGGUGCGACAACACGGCGACCACUUCCGGUGUUUGAGAAGCCGCCGUGGCCUUCGUCACGUGACGGAGGAGUUUUCAAACUUUAUAGCAUGAAUGCCAACCUGAAGAAACACUGUGUCUGACGGGGUGGGAUGAUGACUGGGAGGCGCCUGCCCCUCUCAUUAACCCCCCUUUCCCUCCACACCUCUUCGUUUACACCUUCAGGCCGGUCAAGUCCAGGCAGAGGAGGUGCAGCAGCAGCGUUGUAGACUCCCUUCUGUCCUCGCUGAAACAAAAACAACAAUGUUUGUCUCUGUGCUCUGCUUUGUUUUGCUGUUUGGAGUUUCUCAUGCCUCUGACACCGUGUCUGCUGCCCAGCUCGGGCCGCCGUCGCCCGGGUUCAGCUCCUCGGCUGUGCUCGCUGUUGUUGGCUCCGGUGUGUCUGCCGGAGCUCAGCGGGCCGGUCAGUCCCUGCAGGAGCCGGUACGAGGCCGGGCCCGUGAUGAGCACGUUGGGGUUACCCCAACCAGAGAUGUUCAACUGCACCCGGUUCCCGCGCGGGACCGAGCUCUGUAUCCCGGCAACCGGAGAGCACGAGGUGCGGACGGCGGAGGAGACACUCAUCUAAUCCCUUUUCUCUUCCAUCCCCCUGGGAGUGUUGUCUGUGAUGUCUGUAGUCUGGCUGCUGAAGGAGAGACUGACAUCCAGGAAAACUUCUGCCACAGCUCAUACGCAUUUAAGAUGCGUCUGGGCAGUGUGUCGACAGUGGGAGGGGACCGUCAGCUGGUGCCUACGGCCCGCAGCCGUAUUCUGAGGUGGGCAGGGGGAGGCGCGGAGAGGGCCGAAGGCAUUGGAGGCGCAAUGGCCCACAGCGCUUUGUGGCUGCAAGAAGGAGGCACCUGUACCUGUCCUGGCUUAGACUACGCAGAGACAAAUGCAGAGAGGGGAAUAGAGGAGGUACAAAUGGAAAAGGGACAAGCAAAAGAAGGAGGAAAGGAAGGAAACAGGGCCCAGGGUGAAUGGUACCUGGCCCUGGCUCAGGCCGAAGAGGGAAGACUGGUGCUGACUCGACUGGUGAGGUGGACCAGAAGGGACAAAGAGCUGAAGAAGUUCAUCAGAGCUCUCCUUAAACAGUCCUGUCCAGAGCUGUAGACAGGGAGCUAUCAACCACUGCUGUACUGUCCCAUGGAAGUUUCUGUUCACAUGCAACACUUUACAGUCAUGUACAUAAAAUCCAGAGCAGUUACCAAAAAAAUGAGUGUAAAACAGAUUUUUUUUUCAGCUAAUAAAUAGUUCCCAAAUAACGCUUAAUAAAUCACAAGAGUACAGAUUGUUAGAUACUAUGUAAAGGGACAAGUGUUUAAGGUUUAGUAGAUAUGUGUAUAUCUGCAUACUGGUCACUUCCUUGAUGAAUUGUUCCUGAAGAGCAAUAAUCAAUAACCAGUCAAGUCUCCCUUUCUAAGUGACCCGUCAAGUAAAGCAGUGCAUCGAGUUCUUACGAUCUUUACAUCAGGAUUACUUUACUCAUCAUGUUUGUGUCCCCUCUUGUAAGUAUUAUUUGACCAAACGGACAACAGUGAAUUCAUUAUUAGUUCAUUAAUGACAAAACUUUGUGUGUCUUAUUGUAAAUCUCACACAGGCAGUGAUGGUAAGGCAUUGUUACAAAAAAGUUAGUACUACACAUGGCAUGCAAAUGUUGAUAUAAUUCCAACUGGUGCAAUAUUUGUGCAUAUAGGAUCAAAGUGUAGUUUUGGUAAUGAUUGCAGGGUUUUCAGCUGAUCUCAGCACGUUUAUUUUAUUGACACAUAUUUGGGCUAAAGCAGUGUAAUUGUUGUUAUUUCUGUAAUGAUAAAAUCUUUUUAUUAUACUAUCUAUAUUAUAUCAACAUCAUAAUACUUUUAUACUCAUUGAGCAAACAUACAUAAAUAUAAUAGACCUGCACGUAUAUCUUUUAUUUUUUACCAUUCUGUUUCACAGUAGUUUGAUAAGUGAAAACAGGAUGACAGGACAACAAUAAUCACCUGUUAGGAAGCUACACUCAAGACACACUGAAAAGAAAGAACUGUGAUGUGCACAAUAAAUCAUUUCCAUCUGUUUUUUUAAAUACUGUAUUUAAAUUGUGUCGAGUUACAUCAGUUGAUAUUCCAUGCAUUAGCUUUUUUGUGUGUGUCUUUCCAUCAUGACUCAGUAAAGAAAAGAAAUUUGAUUCCACACAGACACACACCUGUUGAUGUUAACUUGAUACAUCGAAUGUCCGUUUCACGCUGCCUCUCUCUAUCUCACUCUCUCUGCUUCUGUCACAGUAUCUGUCCUAUUGUAAAUAUCUAGACAAGAGGUUAUCUGUGCGACCGAUUACUAAUGACAAAAACUGAUGUGUGGAGUUGUUACUGUCCGUGUCUGUUAAUUGAAAAUAAUUACGGGAUAUAUACUGUCAUGCAGGUGAUACAUGAAUUAUUCAAAGCUCUGGGUCUCUUACCUUCUCUUAAACACACACACACACUCCGUCUUUUUGCACUGGUCUCAGCUGUAGUGCCACUUUCAUGUUCGUUGUCACCAGUGCUGCUUCUGCUGCUGCUGCUCUGCCUUCACCAAACUUUUUAGGAAAUAGGUGAGUAUGUCUGUUUUUUUAUGGGACAGUAAGAGAGACUUCAUUUUGAUGCAGAUAUUUUGUUAUACCAUCUGUUGUGUGUGUGUGUGGUGGAGAAAGCCUGUGGAGUCUACUGUUACCUAAGGCAGGAGAAACAUCUAGAUAGUGACAGCACUUUCUCUCAUAUCUACCACAGGACUAAAGCAUGAAAUGUGUAGAGCUCAUCUAGCUUAAUUCAAAACAUAUUUAAAAUGUGUUUAAUCUAUGUGGAAUUUUGUCAUUUCAGGUAUUUCAUUAAUAAAAUGGUCACUAUUG
Molecule: messenger RNA, 2936 nt
Organism: Dicentrarchus labrax (European seabass)
Lineage: Eukaryota; Metazoa; Chordata; Actinopteri; Moronidae
Exons: 4
Coding region: 338-1186 (282 amino acids)
Molecular function (GO): protein binding
Source: RefSeq, a predicted model, not a curated record